UGCCCAGUGUCCCUCCAGCCCCUGGGUUGUGAGGUCGCAUACUGCGGCAGUUCGAUCGUCCUAUGGAGCCGCCAGCCUUCACAGGCAGUUUAUGGUGUCAAUUUCCGAUCGACAAGUCUCAGAGUGAUCGGUCCUCACGAAGCCUGAAUUCGCCGUCAAAAGCUGAGCUCGGUGGACGAGUGUACUGAAGGUGUCAUAUUCCUAAACCCCUUCGCCGAGGCCGUUGGUCAGUGAUGCAGGGGAAAACCAUGACUUACCUACAUACCAUGACGCAUUGGGGGACCUUUUUUCUUCGGAGGCUGCCGGUACUAUUCGACUCUCGACCAGAACAACGAUGACGGAUAAAGGGUGCGGCCCUUUUGCGGACGACGAUUGCUUCAUCGAGGAGGAGGGCAUAUAUGGGGAUGCAUUUGCUGGAUGGGUUCACUCCAGCAGUGGCCCAAUUCAUGCAACGGUUCUCGCAGCGCUCCGGCUGUGGUCUACAUAUAUAGCCUCAAGCUCCGUGUUCACACUCUCGAAGCGAUCAAUCUCGGCCAUUGAAAUGUGAAUACAAUACAUGGGAAUUGAGCUUUGGCAGAUGGUCGCAUACGCUUGCCCCGGAGGCAGCCCUAGGCGUCGAAUCUCCAUUAUUAUGUUGGAGCUUGUCUAGCCAGGGCCCAACUUUGUUGCGUGAUAUCAAACUCUAUUCCCAAAAUGCAUUAUAUAUUCCGCAUGUUCACGUAGGAGUAUCUUGAAUGUAAGAUUACCGGUAUCCCAAUCUAGGAUUCAAUGAGCAGGAAUGCCUUGCUUUGCUUCACAGACGUUCUCUCGUUGAGCCUCUUGCGGAAGUCACUUCUCUGGCCCCGUGACGCCACCAUGUGCCUCCUGUGACCUUGUCAUUCCAAAGCACGAAGUUCUGCAUAAAAUCAUUUGACAUUUAUAAGCGUGUGAAUAUGAGGCACUGAAUCCGAACUCGCGAAUACAGCGCAAGUUGUUCCGCCGCAGAGGUCUCAUCAGCAUGUCCAGCUUGGUGUGUAUACGUAUAGCUUUCUUGGCCUAAAUAUACACAUUUCUUUGCAUCCAAAUUCAAGCUUAAUGUCCCUCGUAUUAUUCUAGAGAACUGGGGAUUUUCAGGAACGGCCCGAUUUCUUGCUGCGAGUGGUGCGUACCCCGCGGGGUAGCUCCAUAGACUGUGGGGUUUAGGUUAAGAGUUGCAUAGCUGCAGCAAAUUGACCGAGGCUUCUCAUGGAAAAGCACCAAUGAACGUGCUCGUAUCAGAGGAAGGAAGUCAAUACACCGCUUACGUUAUGAGAGGUCACUUUAUGGAAGAUUCCACUUUCAUCAGAAUUCUCCGUUGCAUUGCGCAUGCCGGAAACAUUGCAUCGGUGGUGAUUUCCUAUUUUGACGUGACCGGUCCCCUCCAUCACAAGCGACAGCGGGGAAGCCCAGACAUUCACAAGCCCAGCAUUCAACUGACAGCGAGGACUCACAGCGAGAAGACCACCUCCAGCAGCGGCAGCUCGGGAGCUGGGGAGGCGUCUAAUAACUCGUUUAAAUCUUGGCUGUUGUGGUUGCGGCGCUCCUUCCUCAUUCAGCUAAAGAGACAUCGCUCCGCGGCUCCUGCAAACAAGCUCACUCUAGAAAACCUUGACAAUCUUGUAUUCCCUCUUACAGAAGAACGACGGCCAAACCGGCGGGACUCUGUAUUGGCAGAGUAGGCUAUGCGCCAGCGAACAUAGCGGGGUUCCGUAGGGCAAUUCCAACAUACGGUCGGUAGUUUGAUAUAAAGUCAAGAUGGACGUCGUUCCUUACCUUUCCUCGCUCAUCCCUCCUUUCUCUCUUCUCAAUCUCACCACUGUAGUACACCCCAUCAUGUACUCACUCUCCUCUGUCCUUCUGGCAGGUAGUCUUGCCCUGCAAACUGCCUUCUCGCUUCCACAAAUCAAGGAACGGGAUUCAGAAAUCUUGAAGAGAGCGGUGGAUUCGUUCAUAGACAUCGAAACUCCAAUUGCAUAUGCAGGUGUUCUGUGUAACAUUGGUGGAACCGGUGCUUGUGUUGCAGGAGCAGGCAGUGGACUUGUGAUAGCUGGACCUGGAAAAACAAGCCCUGAUUGUAUGUCUUCUUCUACUGUUCCCUUAUGGAUUACGUGCUAAUGGUUUCUACUAGACUUUUUUACAUGGUAUUUUACUCUUAGUUGCGAGUUUGGAGGCCAAUGUUAACAACUAUGAUAGGACAAGAGAUGCAGCCUUGACGUUCAAGGCUCUCGUAGACGCAUUCAUUGUUAACUAUGAUGCCGAUCUACAAAAUGAGAUUGAAGCCUACAUCACCGCUCAAUCCCGACUUCAAACUGUAAACACCCCUUCCGGUGGUCUUUCAAGCGGAGGUCUUGCAGAACCAAAGUACUUGGCCGAUGGAUCAGCCUUUACUGGCUCGUGGGGUCGUCCACAAAGAGAUGGUCCUGCGCUUCGGGCCACUGCUCUUAUUGCCUACUCUAAGUGGUUAAUCGCCAACGGAUAUACCUCUACCGCCAAUGAUUUGGUUUGGCCUGUUAUUCAAAACGACUUGAGUUACGUCACACAAUACUGGUAUUUCACCCUCAAAUUCCGCUCGUAUUUGUUAAGACGCUGA
Messenger RNA from Hymenoscyphus albidus, 2608 nucleotides. The record is from the annotation of a GenBank genome assembly. NCBI's taxonomy places the organism in Eukaryota, Fungi, Ascomycota, Leotiomycetes, Helotiales, Helotiaceae.